AUUUUGGCCGAUUCUGGAGAGCGGCAUCCGACGGGGGGGUGGGGACUGACACUCGGGAGAUGCACGGGUCAAGGUAAAAUAAAAACCCACUCUCUCGCACUCAGGACAGACACGCAGCUGACACAGCUGAGACUGUCCCACUGUGACCUCCUCGCACGCGCUCUCUCCGAUGUUUAACCUCGCAUGAUGAUGAUUUGCACGAGUGCAAUUGUUUGAUUCUCAGACACAGUUUCUGGAUUCUCUGUUCACCCGACUGCGCGUGUGUGUGACGACUUUAUGUUUGCGUGCUGUGCUGCGGGUCCCGUUUUGGUUGCGGAUCGCAACCGCGAUGCCACGAUCGGGGCGUAAUCUCAUGCGCACUUUCUAAAAAAGACUGUCACGCUCAGGGAUGCGCCGGAGGGGGUGUUGCUGAUGCAGAGGUAGGCGGAGGGAUGCUGCGGCGGCCGCUCUGCAGUUUGACUGACAAGCGGCGUGUUAUUGAGCGAACGCGCGUUCAUAAAGGGCUGUGACAGUGAGACGUCCACGGGCACGUGGAACAGGCAGACGAACGUGGCACAUGCCACGAGGAGAAAAACAAAUCCUCACAGCUGUGUGUACAGUGAGUUAUACAGCACAACACUCUAUACGUAAUGGUAGUUUUCCCAUAACUUUAACAGUUAAACACAUAUUUUAUGUUUUAUGUUGUUAGAUUUCAGACAGAAAUGACAUAACACAAACUAGAUAGUUGCAACCAAACAGAUGAACAUGGUAGUUGCAAUUCAUUGUUUCCAAUGUUUAUGGUUAAGUUAAAUAUCCCAUUCAAAUUCACUACAGCAUAAAAUGUAUUCUGUAUCAAAUCCUACUUAUCUUUAAAUUCUGUCACUCUCUGAAAGCUGCUUCAAGUACUUAAUUAGAUUAUAUUCAAAAUGCAAUUUUUGCUUCAACUGACAAAUAAAAACCACGAGAAUCAGCAGUAAUAAAAAGUAAUUCCUCUUGACGUCAGUAGAACAAAUUUUAAUUGUCCUCAGUGUUAAACACUUACUGCACCAUAUUAAAUAUUGCACAAACAAUGUAACCUUUUCUUUUAGAUUGUGUAGAUUUACAUUGUUAUCAGAUCAAGAGGCUAAAUGUGGGCUAGUUUGAAAGUGACCAACUAUGCAGCUUUCUAGAGCUUUCAGACUGUUUAACUGUUUAUGAAUGAUUUUAUACAACAAAUAUACAUCAUACAAUUAUACAACUGUUGUCAUACAAAAAUAAGUGUAUAUCUCUGUGUUUUUGGAAUAGGAUUUAUACACACUUAGCCAAAAUAACAAGAGCAUCAACAAGACGAUCCAUCAAAGUAAGAAUAUUUCAUUUUUUUUGUACUUCCUCUAGCCUUCCGGUGGCUAAACAUUUGUUAUUAACACGUUUCAACAGAGAACGCGGUAUGCAUGAGUGCAAGAGUACGUGUGUGACAGGUUUGACUCAUGAGGCUCGUGGUGAGAUACUAUUAGCUGAAGCAGUUUUGGAUCAAAAUCUCUUAACAAUCUGGUUUCUGUGUGAAGUUGCAGCAGCUAAUCCAAGCUUUCCUCAGACAAACUCCUACAAUGGGGUUUUUCAACAGUUUUGUUAUUUUUGUUGUAAUUUCUCAAGCAUUUACUUGUUCAUGUGUAAUGUUCAUGUGUUUACUACUUUAGGCAAGUGAAUAUGUUUACUCUCUAGUUGAUUGAUUGCUUUGCAGCAGAGUAAAUAUACAUUAUAUUAAGAGCUGCAAAUAAUCAAAUAAAUAUAACAACUUUGCAAUUCUAAAAGAUGAUCCUGCUUUCUCUCUGAUCUCGUCACUUCGGUAUUAAUAGAUGUCACACGCGGGGGUGCUUUCAAGAGAGAGAUCACUAAGCAGGUCUCUAUUAUUGAGACAUCCCUUGAGAUGGCGUGCGUAUCUAGUGCCGGCUCCACUUAACAGGCCAGGGAAGGUUGGCGGGAGGUUUCAGUUUAAAAGAUAAAUGCAGAGAAAGGUGCAGAGAAAGAAAGUGCAGAAGAGCCGAGUGAACGAGGGGAAGGGUGUAAUACGACUAAUUGUGUUUCAAAUUGGGUCUUUGAGUGCAGGAUGGGGAAUGGGAUUGUUCUGAGCUCCCCACUGAAGCACCAGGAUGAGAAAGUUGUUAGAUUUGUAGGUCAGGCUGCAGGGGCUGUUGUUAGGCUGACUUUCUCACAGCUUGAGAAGUCUCAGCUGUUUGACACUAAAUUAUAUUUGGUGGCUUGCAUUAGUUUGGAUCGCUUUCUGUUCUGCGGUUCCCUUUUUCAACUUUCAUGCUGCCAUGUUUUUUUUUUUGUGCAAAUGCACACUCAGAAUCUUAUCAAUUCUGCAUCUAAAUCCACCUCAUCUCAGUCUGCAGUUGGCUUCUUUUCUUUCUUCUUAUAGUGUGCUCUCCGACAUGUUGAGUUAAACAACCUUUAUUAAUUUCACAGUUUUGAAGGGAAUUGCAGGAGGGUACCCUGGUCCCAUCUGGAGCUUAUCAGAGGCUGACCCGGUUUCGGCGUGCUACGUUAUGCUCCUUUGGGACCUGUUCCCUCCUCGUUGCUGACAAAGAGAAGAAGGCCACAGCCGUCCUAUCCUAGCUCAGACCCACAUACCUCGACUCGACCUGAGCCGAACAGCGCCGGAUCCUUCCUCGCGCUGCCCGCUCCGAAGAACUAAAAGUUGCUUACAUUACCCGUCCUCCCUCCCUCUCUCAUUGUAGGUCACUUGGUCUACCUUCCUCCAUUUUGGCAAGGGCUUGCGGGGAUAUUUUGCCCUACAAAAAAAUAAUUAUCUUAUCUCCCUAAUUCCCAAUUAUUAUGCACAGGCUUAUUUAAGAAAAAGGAUUAGAUUUUCACUCUUUUUUUUUUCUCGGUGGCUGCACCAACAUGCAGGGGGAUGAAUUUGACUGUGGCACUCUCUUCCGUAGCAGUGAGGGGGUUCUACACCUAGAUGAACUAGGGGAGGAGAGAGCACAGUGAGGCUGUCAUGUAAGCCGUCUCCUCUGGGGCCACCUCUCUCUCUCUGUGCGUGCUGCUUCCUGCCUCAGGUAGAAGCCUCAGUGCUUCUGCUGCCGAGGCGACAGGCUGCUCGCUCUUCUCUCCUCUCCCUCCCUCCUGCUGAGAAGGCAACAGCUCCACUCUCAAAGCAUUGAAAUGGAGAAGAACUGCUCAGAGUGCUCAGUGCCGACACUUGCACAGAGCCUGUGUACACUCUGCAACAAGUGGUUGUGUUACCAGUGCACAGAUGUGCAUCGCCAUCAGAGAGCUACUACCACAUCCCAUUACACAGACAUGCACAAGCAACAGAGGCCCAGUGCCACCCAGUGUCCUGACCUGCUCCAGAGAGGCUCCGACUCCAUACCUCCAACUAGACAAGGUCCGGGGUCGUAUCCUUGUUCCCUCCUGAUGUGCCACGCUCAUAGACAGGAGCCCUUGGAGCUGUUUUGUGAGUCAUGUGACCUUCUGUGCUGUAGCAGCUGUCACCUGUCCUCCCACAAAAACCACAGGGUGGUGAAGAUUGGGAAUGCCCUACAGGAUCAGCAGUGGCUGUUUGAGAGCCUGAUGGUUCAGGUGGAUGAGAGGAGAUCGGCAGUGGAGAACAAUGCUAAGCAGAUAGAAGAAAGACUUCAUGGAGUAAAGAUUGCACACAGGAAAGCAGAGAACCAGAUUAAAAUGGCAAAGAUGAUUAUGAUGAACGAGCUUAACAAACGAGCCAACCUAUUAAUAGAGCAACUGGAGAAAAUCUCAGAGGACUUUCAGCAUCGUCUGGAGGACCAUCUGCAGGGGGCAAUAGAGAUAUGUGGCCAGCUGGACCAUGUCCAGAAGUUCAUCACCUGGGCUACGACCCACCACUGCAGCGGCCCGGUGCUCUUCAGCAGAGCUCUGAUUUCUCUCCAGAUGCAGCAGCUGCUUGAGUCGUCACUCCACUCAGACUCUUGGAGUCCUGUCAGGAUCAAAUUCAAUUGGGAUGCAAGUUACUGGACGAAGCAGAUUUCCUCUUUAGGCCAGCUGAAUGUUGAAGGGGGAAACAGCAUUUACCCUCACGGCUUGGCCUGCUCCAGUAUUCUCAGGCCUCAGCCAAUCAACAGCUUGGCUCUUCCGUCCGUGUGUCACAGAGGACGAGAGCCAGGCUGUGGGUACCAGAACUGCUGCGAGCCCCAACUGUGUUGUGUCCAUGGCAUUACCUCUGCGCCGGACCCGUCCCGUCCGGAUAAAGGCCAGCUUGAAGCCGUCCUUCACAACUCCAGCUGUGUCCGGCCAGCCGUUUUCUCUGCCUCUUUGCACCAGAACAUGCAGCUCCAGAGGUGCUGGGACCCAGACAGCUCCUCGCAAUGUCCUCCCCCUUCCUCAUCUGUCCCGAUGACGGGACCCAUUCAGCUCAACUGCAGUCGAAGAGCUCUGUCCCAGCCACACGGUGCUGCCUCUCAGACCCAGUCUCAAACUGAACCGUAUCUCCAACGGCCACAUCAGAGAGACGUUCUUCCAGACAGCAAGGCUCAGCCAGGUGCAGAACUUCGCAGGCCGUCGACCAACACGCCGCUGCAGCAGCAAGUCAGCCACACGGCAACGAAUGACGAGAACUGGGAGGAGAGGUGCAGGCUGGAGGAAGCUCGAGGACCAACAGCAGUGGUUGAGAGCAGGGCGCUGGCGGAUGGGGAGGACAGAAGGGAGCAGAGUUCUGUCCAACAGCAGCUGCGCGUUGCUCCAGCAGCAGAGCUGAGACGUGAGCUGCAGAGAAACCGGCCUGCAGUGACGCUCAGAGACCACAGAGAUGGCAGAAGAUCCACGUCCCUGGAGGUGUCGGAGACAGCCCACGAGUGUGUAUCCGAUGUGCAGAGCAGCAGGCUCAGCCCUGGUUUAGUGUGCAGGGGGAGGGACAGGCGCUCCCAAAGCAUCCCGCCAGAACUGGCAGCCCCUUCCACCAGCCCUUACACUGAGAGGCCCCCAGGAUGCAGUCCAAGCCCCCAGGCAGUAGCUGAAACUAAGUAUGUCAGUGUGGAUCGCAAACAGAGGAGGGCCUCAGAUGGGGUGCUUUGUGUUGUCAAGGAAACUGCGUCUGAAACGGAGCUCUCCAGAGGUCACCGCUCUCCUCUACUGACCUAUAAGAAAGAGCCAGAUCAUUCUUUUAAUUAUUUAAAUGAAGACUUUGAUUAUGAGGGGAAAUGCAGGGUGACGACAAACUGCCACAGCAGAGAUGUUCACAAGGACUCAGACAGGCCGAGGGUUCCAGUGGUUUGCUUGGAGCGUCUCAAAAUCCUCGUGUCUCAACUUCCCCCACAUGGACGACGGCAGAGCGACCCUCUACCGGCCAGCGGGACGGAGAAGAGCCAAACCCUGCCUCCGCAGAGGGCCCGGCACGAUGCAAGGCCUGAAGGGAUACCUGGAGCCUCUGACAUCACGAGGCCCACCCGCUCACUCACAGCUCAACCAUGUGCACAGCGACAGAAUCUUGAUCCGGCUUCCACACCCUCGACCACCAGAGAGUUUGACAUGCGAGACACAAUCGGCUCCUGUAAAGCAUCAGCGCCUGCGUCCGCUGACCCUACAUACGUACCACACAGUUACACUGCACUGGAGCUGGACUCAGAUUCUGAUCCCGGAUCAGUCUCAGAGGACGCAGUGGUUUCUCAGGCGGAUCCAGAUCUACACUCGGAUGCAUCACCAGAUUCCGACCGAAAUGCAGAGUCUUCCUCUGAGUCUGAGCUGGAAGGUCGGGCUGUGGACGAAUCACUGGCUCCAGCACAGAUGCGGCUCCGUGGUGAACCUGAUAUCACGGGGGAUUCAGAGCCAAGUCUUGAAUAUGAGGCGGACCCGGAAUCAGAUGCAGCAGGGGGAUCGGAGGAUGGUCAAGGGCUGGUCGAUUAUUGUGUCAAGCCCGACAAUGAUCCCAGUUUUCAGGCAGAGACCGACUCCGACGUUUUAUCCGACCAGCCUCCAGACUCUCAGGGCGCCCUCGAGUCCGAGCUCGACCUGGAAUCAGAACCUGAACUCCCCACCGACGACCCACAACCACUUCGCUCUGACUUGGAAGAGGAGUGCCACAGCGGUGCGGCUUGGGGGCCGCUUCUGCAUUCAAACCCUGUCGCUCAAAGGGCCGCAGAGGAGGCCGAGGCCGACCAGGACUGUCCGGAGAUGGAGAGUGAGGACUUCUGUGCCGUGUGUCUAAUUGGAGGGGACCUGCUGUGCUGCGACCGCUGCCCAAAAGUUUUUCAUUUGUCUUGCCACAUCCCGUCCCUUCUAAGCUUCCCCUCAGGCGACUGGGUGUGCGGCCUGUGCAGGGACGCCAUGCAGCCAGAGGUUGAGUAUGACUGCGAGAAUGAGAGAACAUCUGGAGAACACACAUCAGCGCAUAGACUGCCCGCCUGUGACCAGAGAAAAUGUGAGCGGCUGACUCUACUGAUCCUAAGUAACGUCCUGAGUGCUCCCUUCCACGAGCCCGUCAGUCCACUUGCUCGUCAUUACUACCAGAUCAUUAAGAGGCCUAUGGACCUGUCCGUGAUCCGAGCCAAACUCAACAAGAGGAAUACUCAACAUUAUAUCUCGACAGAGGAGUUUGUUGCUGAUGUCUAUCUCAUGUUUCGCAACUGUGCAAAGUUCAAUUAUCCUGACUCCGAGGUGGCUCAAGCGGGCCGCAUUCUCGAGAUGUUCUUCAUCUCCAACCUGAAGGAGGUUUUCCCGGACAGAGUUUUCCUUGCAGCAGAGGCGGACUCUGACAGCGACGAGUACGAUGAGGCCUACAGGGCCGCUGAGAGUGGUUUCCCCUGGCCAGAGAGGAGAGAGCUGUGCCACAGGAAGAGGAAGAGGAGACCCUCUCUCAAGUCAAGGAGACCGCUCUUCUAACCGCAGAAUGGGACAAUGGACUAAAAUGGUUUUUUUUGUGACUAUAUGCUGUUUUUAUUUAGCAUCCUGUGGGCUUGUGACAUUGUUUCCAUUCUGUAAUUUUUAGUGUGCAUUUAGUGGUCCGCAACAAUAUCACAGUGCUGCCAUCCGAUGGCAGCUGAACAUACUGACACGUACUUCAGAUAUUUAAAGCACUAACGAAUACUGGAGAAACGAUCAGCAAACUUCAAGUGAUAAAAGAAGUAGAAGUUCAAGAUCAAACUAUGUUUUGUUGCAUAUUAUAUUCUACACAUUUGCAAACACGCCUGAUUGGAGAAAAACAACUCAAACAGAACUCGAGGGUGGCGUCUGCCUGCAAGGCUGUAAUUGUUACUUUAUAAUUAUGCCACUGAUGCACUGGAAAUUACAUUAUUUACAUUUAGACCUCCUCAAAUCAAAUACCCAAUGUUCUAUGCUGUAUUGUACAAAGGUGAUUCUGUAGUUUGUUUAUUAAUCUCACUUAGCAUCUUAAGUGGAUUUCUAUAGUUUUUUUUAGGUUAGUUUUGAUUAUACACAGCACUGUAUUUAUCCUAUUUGUAAGCUCUCAAGGCAUUCAUUAUACAUGUGUAACUUGAUAGAACUUUAUUUUAUUAAAUGUCACCUUUUAAUUACUAAAUGAUUGCAGGCAAUUAUCACAGUUUUGAUUAUUGAUAUUAAUGUGUCUGUGGAGCUUUUUUUUUUAGAAAGCCUUUGACUUUGUCUUUUUGACCACGGGGACACAGAAUGAAAGUGAUCAAGAGCACUAGUUCUAGUGCUAGAGCUCCUAAGGACAGGUGUAUUUAUAUAUUUAUCCAAAUUAAACAAACAAAAAUUUUAAUUUGACAUUUAACCAUGAAUUAUUAUGUAUGUGCAUACAUGAUGUAAGCUUUCCGUUCCUCCUGUGUUUCAGCAAAACCGUAUACUCCAUCUAUAUCUUAAUCUUAAUAAGAGUGUUAGGUAUUGAUAUCAUUCAGUUUUGUAGUAUCUGUAGAGUCACAUUGUUAAGAGAAAAAUACAUUUAAUGAUACCCACCGUUAAAGAGUAUUUCUUGUCAAAUAUUAUUCAAUAAUUACGUGAAGCUUAAGAUAGAUUUGACUUUAAAUAAGAGAAAUGAAAGUCUGUGCACACCUUGGACAUUAUCAAGAGUAGUGAAUAUACAUUAUACGAUAUGUUACUUUUAAAUCAGUAAUAUUUCCUAUUAUACAAGGGAAGAUAAACUUAAGUUGCCGUCACUCUUUCAGGAGAACAGUUAAUUUAAUUAUUUUUACUGUAACAGCCAAUGCUAAAUGCACAUUUAUUAUUAUCAAUAAAAUGAAUUCAAGAGAAAAAAAUGUCUUAAUGUUUUCCAUUUAAC
Pungitius pungitius (ninespine stickleback) is the source of this 8191-nucleotide messenger RNA. RefSeq names its product tripartite motif containing 66 (gene trim66). The record is from RefSeq and is a predicted model, not a curated record. The transcript is spliced from 17 exons. Bases 3133 to 6819 code for a protein of 1228 amino acids. NCBI's taxonomy places the organism in Eukaryota, Metazoa, Chordata, Actinopteri, Perciformes, Gasterosteidae. Gene Ontology annotation, molecular function: protein binding; zinc ion binding. Gene Ontology annotation, cellular component: chromatin.